AUGAAAGGAAGCACGCCUCGUUAUGAUGAUCGUCGAUCAAUGAUUUCUGGUUCUAGCAAUGGGAGUAAUAGUUUGGCGGAAAUUACAGGUCAGCGGUCAACUACUGGGCAACUACGGAGGUUUACAGCAGGGGUAAGAAGACCAGGGCAAGCUCGAGAAGCCCGAGAAGCUGUACGAACAGCUAUGAGUACGAUGAAUCCAGUGCGCAAGCGUCCGCUCUCGGAACCGCUGGAUUAUGAAAAAUUUUUGAGCGAAAAUAGCUCAAUAAUCGAAAAUAUUAGUAAACGACAUAUUAGUAAACGAGAGCUACCUUUACUUCCACUUGAUAAUUUCAUGGAGGCAUUACUUCCAUCGUUUGAAGACUCAGGGGCAAGUUCGUCAAGCACAAAAAAAAAAGAAGCAAAAUGGUUAUUGGCGCAAGAAGCCCUUGAAUUUUACGAUACUCCACAACGAGUCAUCCGUUUUAAUUAUGUGCAGUCUGAUGGCGAACACUGUAGUAGUUCUGAACAAGACAUUGAUCUUCAUCCACUGGUUUAUGAGAGUGAUAUGGCUUACAAUGAGCAGAAAGAGGAUUUAGAUCUUCGUCACACUACGGAUGUAAUUAAAGAAGGAUUUUUGUUUAUUGUACCUGAAACCAGUCUCUUGGAUAAUUUCAAGAACUCAAAGAAGCGUUACUGUGUAUUAAAAAAGGGGGAUGAUGGGAAACUUCUGUUGGAAAUGCGAAAGUCACAAUUUGCGUCAUUAAUACAUUCAUCAGUGGUUAUUGAGCAAGCGGCAUUGUCUACAAGUAAAAAAGGCAGGAAAGUUCUUGAGGUUUGUAUUGGAGGUUCUGUUCUUGUAUUUGGUUCCGGCUCGGAAAGGCGAUCAUGGGUUUUAGCAGCUGAUUGUGAUAAUGAUUUACCUCGAUGGUUAAUAGAAAUUGAUCGCGCUUUAGCUGCCGACUGCAAAGACCCGUUGGCUUCAGCUGUUAAUUGUGUCGAAUCAGACGAAUGUUGUAUAAAAGAAGUGGAUAAGAUUAAUGCACAGAAUACUAGUUCAAAGGCAACUAGAAUAAGCUUUUCGACGGGACAAAGUGCUGCUGCAAAAGCUUUACAGCCACCUGCUGUCAAAAGGCGGUCGUUGUUUGCAUUAUACUCUGAUCUUGAUAUAUCGCCGAUGCCAAAAAGUAAAGCAGAUUGUUUACUUACAAAUAUUGCUACGGAUAAAGUCACAAGGUCCUCUAAAAAGAAAAUCGUAGUGCAAUUCGUCGUGGAGUUUCUAAAUCUAAAUAUUGAAUUACCAGUUUCCAGUAAAAACUUGCAGCAGAUCGAACCUUUUUUCGUCAGAACAUUUUUGUAUGAUUCUCGAGCUGGUUCUCGUUUGUCAGAAGAAUUUGUAAUCGAUCCUAACAGCGAGGAUUUAAUUGCCUCGUUAAAAAUUCGAGGCAAGACUGGAGCUGGAAAUAAUAUAGCUAAGAACAGUAUAUCGGAAAAUAAUAGAGAUAUGAAUUUAUGUUACCAAGUAAUUGGUGACAGAAAUAUGCGGAAGGUGCGAUAUUCAAUAACUAAGCCCCAUCGUGAUAUUUAUUUGGUUGUACGUAUCGAUCGAUUACUUUCAAUGGAUACUUCAGCCGAAAUGUACAUGAAGACAGUUAAUGAUACGAAAGGUAUUGCAAAGUUGCAAAAAGUUAUUCAGCAAGCUUGCUUGAAACCUAUUCUUGAUAAAAUGCCUUUUGCAUGGACUGCAAGGCCUGUUUUCCAAGAAAUGGUGGGAUGUAAAACAAAAUUGUCAAAUGAGAUGCAGUUAUAUCGUUGUGAAGGAAAUAGAUUAGGAGACAGUGAUUUGCAAAAAAUUCUUGUUGAUUUUGGGCGGGCAGAGAAAUCGGGAAAACUUAUUCCAUUACCAGCAGCAUUUAUUACCUUGAUUAUCGACUUCUCAAAUGUUUCGGAAUUUCCAUUGCUCAUUAAUCCCAGUUUCGAAAUGGUUCAUCCAUGGAAAGUUGCAUUAGAUAAUCCUGCUUCAGCUUGUUUUGAAGCGCAGUCUUUUAAUGAUUUUGCAGUUGAACCGUACACAAAUCUUUUUAAUUUGCUCUAUGUUUACCCAUUAGCAAUUAAAUAUGAUGGUCAAAAAACUUUUAAUAAAGCACGUAAUAUUGUUUGUACUGUACGCUUCAUUUCUGCUUCUGAAGGCAGCAGUAUGUCUCAAGCGAUUUACUGCAGAUUUGCACUGCCAACACCAUUUGUAACUAGCUUACGUUGCUCAGUUCAGUAUCAUGAACAAAAUCCAGUCUUCAGUGACGAGAUAAAAAUUCAAUUACCAGUUUCUUUGGAUGCAAACGAUCAUUUAUUGUUUUCAUUUAGCCAUGUCUCGGUUGCAGGAACGACUGGAAAUCGAUUUCAAAAUGAGACUUUUGACACUCCUAUUGGAUAUGCGUGGUUACCGCUUUUGAAGAAAGAUCAUUUGGCACUUGAACAUGAUGAACAGGAAUUUGCUUUAUCGGUUGCAGCCGACUUGCCUUCUGGUUAUAUUAAUUACCAGUCGCUUGGAUUUGGGAAGGGUGUAAAUAGUUUUUUUGAUUACUUGCACGUUGGACCAUCUAUUCGUUGGGUAGAUGGUGGUAAACAAUUAUUUCGGGUACGUUUGCGACUCGUCUCUUCAAUAUUUACUACGGAAACAAAAUUACAAGCUUUUUUCCAAAGUUGUCAAAAGCUUCAACGUUCCGGUAUUGUUAGUGAUGCAUCUUCAAAAACUGGGUGCUCCAUUCUGCGGGAUUCAAAUCCGCCAAUCAGCAGUACAUCUUCCUUUUUUGAUUCUCAGCCGAUCACACGUUCCUGUUCUCCUGUAGUCGAGAAUAGAAUUUCAGAGGAGGAGAAAAUUUGGCAUAACGUAGUACAGAAAACAGAGGCUCUACUGAACGUAGAAAUUGAACGAAUGAUUCCAUUUUUGCCCAUAACUUUGAAUCGAUUGCUUUCACUGUUAUCAGUUUCGUCUACUGAUGAAAUGGCAUUUCAGACUUUAGGUGCAUUGAUUGGGAUUGCAGACAAAAUCACAGGAGCAAAUCAGGAUCAUCUUCUGAGUUCAUUUGUUAUUUAUCAUUUUCGAUCAGCAACACUGAAAAACAGAUCAGAUCUCGUAGAUGAAACUGUGCAUUCAGCAUUAUGCAAGCACAUCACAUCUUAUAUUGAAAGCAUUCAAAUGAGUGAUGAUUUGCUGGCAUCAGCGUUUCGACAACUUUGGUUCCUUUUUGUAAUUGCUGCUAAAAGCAUGGCAUUAUGGCUGAUUGAUUCUGGUCUAUAUAAACAUGAUGUCUUCAAGGCUCCUCGAGGAAAUCGCUUUUCAUCUGAACUGGUACUUCGAAUGGAGACUUUAGUUGAUAAAACUGUAUCGCUAAUAAUAGCAAAACAUCGGGAUCUUCCCCAAGAAUGUCGAUUGGCAAAUGCAGCUUUGGCUUAUUUUUUAAGAUACUGUCUGAGUUUUGUGAAUCGAGGAUUAGUGUUCACGUGGAUUCAUCACAGUGUUGAAAGCAUGGAUGAGAGUGGUUCAAGGACAGUUCUCGAUUACAAGUUGGAUUUGCUACAUGUACUUGGCAGUCAUGAGCACUGGAUACCAUUAUGCUUACCGUUCGUAUGUGAUGCUUCUGGAAAUGUUUGCGAAAAAUACGAUAUGAGUACAGACUACAUGAGCAAACAAUGUUCAGACGAGUUCAUACUCUCUACUUCGUAUUGCAAGAACCAUUUUCUUGUUGGUUUGCUUUUUCAAGAAUUGGAUGCUUCAUUGCGAGGACCCCGAAAUCAUCGGAAAAGAGUUAUUGCCUUAUUAAGGAACUUGCUUGCAAAGCAUGCUGAUGAUAAACGUUAUUCUUAUGCGUAUGCUCAAAGUUGCAUAGCCUCAUUGUAUUGCCCUUUGAUAAGUCUGGUACUGGACAAUUUGGCAGAGCUUGAAUCAGCCGUCAAAGCAGAUUCCAUAAGUAUUUCACCAACUGGUGGUAAUCUUACUUAUUCUCGGCAGUGCACUCGGUCAUCAUCUAUCGAGCGUUCUUCGUUUACAUCGACUCAAGGACUAUUAACAAAAAUGGGAGGUUCUUUGAAAAGCGGUCUGUCUUUUCAACUUCUUGCAGAAAAAGUAAACCCACAUUCACCAGCUCCAUGCAUUUCAGGAUUAAUGGAAAAACUAGACCGGAAUGAAUCACGAGAUUUGAUCUUAUGUACACUUUACCUGUUAUAUUUUCUACCACGUGAAAUUUUGGCAGUAAUGAUAUCUAGCUAUCAGUCAAAUGGAUCGACAUGUAAUUUCAUCUCGUUGUUGCGUGUCGCUUUGGAUAACUUCAAGUAUCAUGGCAGAAAUUUUACUAUUCAGCAGACAGCCACUAGAAUACGAAGUACUCGAAAAACAAUGAUGAUAUUACCUCGCUCAAGUUCUUCAACAGCAAUUUUUGCCAAAAACUCAACUGCUGUGGGUGAAUUAUCAUCGAGUGGCCUCAAUUCUCCUGUUAUAGAGCAGUUACCAAUAAAAUCGACCAUUGAAGCGGAAGAUGCGACACCAUUCAGUGCAUUACAAGAGUCAAAUUUAACUCAGGAGAUAGCUCUCAUAAUUCUAGAAACUAUCCAGGCUUUAGCUCAACAUGUUUCAGAUACUGUUGAAAAUUCGGCAGAUCUUGAUGGGACUAAAAUUUUCCAGCAAAUGCUUCGAGUAUUAUUAUCACUUCUAGAUAGUUGUUGGCCGGAAGCAGUGCGACAUCAUGCCCUUGCUGCUCUCGCUGUUUUUAUUAGCUUGGUAGAAAUCUAUGCAAAAUUUAAUUACUUUCGUUAUCAGUUUUUUAAAAGUGGCCCACUUGAUGGUUUAUCUUUGCUUAUUGAAUCACUUCUGUUGCAAAUGAAUAGUCGACUUCCUAAAAUUCAAAAUGCUGCAGUAGCAUUAUUGUAUUUUGUCUUGAAAAAUGGUUAUGACUGCUUUCCUUCAACAGAAUUUUUUCUUGCUAGUCGAAAACGAGCAAAUUUGCCAAAAGACCUCGAUAUGCAGAACCUUGGCAGACCUGGUGCACAGACAGGAGUAGCUUUGGCCAGGCUACUGGGGCAGAAGAUAUCUCUUGCUAAUGAAAGUCGGUUUGAACAUGGACUAGAUAUGUUGGAGUUAUUGGUGAAACCUCUAUCUGGGAUCAGACCAACUACUUUUGAACGUGGUGUUAUCGAACUAAUCACUCAGCUGCGCGGUGUGCUGUCGGCAACCAGUGCUCUUUCAAAAGCUGUUGAUGAUCCAAUUCGAUUGGCAGACUUACAUGUUCAACUAGCUGAUAGUUAUCGUGGAUCAGCAGCGCUAAGAAGUGCAUGGUUUGAAACUCUUGCUGAAGCACAUAUUCGUGAGCGCUGGUUUUCUGAAGCAGCUGUUUGUGAAGCUCAUAUAAUUGCGAUUAUUGGUCGCGAACUCAUUAUCAAUGGAUGCACAAAAAUCAACUGGGAUUUAUUGUCUUGCAUUAAUAAUUCGAUAGCUAGAGAAGAAACCGUCAAUGAUGUCGAUUCAGAAAUUAUACAGCAUGGCGGAUUCAGCUUGGACACUUUUACUAGUAAAGUUGAAAAGCUGGUACAAACACUAAUCAUGGCUGAAAGAUAUGAGGCAGUCGGGCCAAUUUGUCGUUUAGCAAUUCCUAUAUAUGAAGAACUCAAAAACUAUCGUGCUUUGGUUAAUCUAUACGCUGAGUUGCAACAAGCAUUUUCAUUAGCGGAUCAAAUGAAAGUCAGUGGCAAGCGACGUCUUGGAACAUAUUUCAAAGUGUUUUUUUACGGGCCAGCGCAUUUCAAGGAACAACAUAAUACGGAGUGGAUUUAUCGUGAAGCAGGUCAUACUUCCUUAGCAGAAGCUUGUGAACGUAUGGUACACGCAUGCCGCUGUGCCCUUGGCCAUGAUCGCAUACAGAUUAUUACAGAAAAAGAUAUGAACAAGUCAUUUGAUGAAAUGAUAGCAUAUGUACAGAUGACUCAUGUUGAGCCAUCUAUUGCUAAUCAUGAUAUUAGCAGUUAUGAAGCACAUACAAAUGUAAGGGAUUUCGUUCAUGAAGUUGCGAUUAUUGACGAAAAUGUACCGGCCGAUUCACCGCUAGUUGCACGACAAGCUCUUAAGCGCAUUUUUAUUACAGUCGAAGAUAGUUUCCCAAGUACUCGACGUCGUUCACGAGUCAUUAAAAAAACGGAAAGUUUUUUAUCACCUUUGGAAUUUGCUUGUGAGAAAUUACUUUUCAAAUCGAUGCAGUUAAACCGUGCAGUUUCUUCCGCCAGAGACCCACAUAAACGUUUGGACAUAAAAGGACUCCAGCUACUGCUACAAGGCGCAGUUCUACCAACCGUGAAUAUUGGCCCUCUAGCUUAUGCAGAAGCAUUUACAGAGCUAUCACAAAUAGACCAUUAUGGUCUCAGUCAUGUCGAAGAUUUGGCUAAUGCUUUCAGAUCCCUUGUACUCGCUUGCGCAGAAGCUUUGAAGGUAAAUGAAGCAGUGAUUGGUGAAGAUCAGGUUGCAUAUCAUAAUAUGUUAAAAGAUGCAUUUGCUUCGAUGAUUUGCAGACUUCAUCGUUGUUUUGGAAACAUGUUCGUGCUUGAUGAUGACCGACCUGACGACUUGUCUUUCUCUUCAGAAGAAAUCAUUUCAAGGAAUUCAAUGCACAUAUUGGACUCAAUUGGUGGAACAGAUAGCUGA
Thelazia callipaeda (thelaziosis nematode) is the source of this 6663-nucleotide messenger RNA. NCBI's taxonomy places the organism in Eukaryota, Metazoa, Nematoda, Chromadorea, Rhabditida, Thelaziidae. The record is from the annotation of a GenBank genome assembly.